AUGGCAACUACUCAGCCGACUGAGUUUCCAUCGCUUAGCGAUAGCCGCCUACCAUCAAGCGGACGAGAUAAGCAGAUCUUGGUGCAACUCAAGAGUGUUUGGGAUGAACACUCGGACACGUGGGACGAGGAAACCAAGCGAGAGCUCGUUAAUUAUAUCCUCAAAGGAUACACUAAAACAACAAAGUCUAGCCAGAUUUACCCAAGCUGCUAUUGCCUCUGGCAAGCUGACAACCCGACCUUCGCCAGAUGGGUAGUUCUCCGAGUCACUUAUGACGAGGACAAACUCUCAACGCCCAGAGAAUGGCUUCGACAUCAAUACGAGACCUUCGACCCCCAGUCUUGGGCAAGCCCUGUGUCCAAGAAGCCAUUAAAAGCCCAAGGAACGAGAUGUGAAAGUGGGCCUUUCUCAGAGGAUGACCUUGGGACACUUUGGAAGUCUCAGGAGUCCAAGUCUCUUCGGUCGGCUGAGUCUAUGGAGAUCUGUGACAACGAGAGCGAUUACGACAAAACCCACGGCGACGGGACUUAUAAAUACGACCGCCACGACAACAGUGAUCAAGACGAAACAAAUGACAAGGCGAUAACCCGAAGUAGAUUCAGGGCGGUGAAUGUUCCUGAGCCUGGCCGAGACCUAUCACGAAAGCGUGGUGCGUCUAAUGCUUCUGUAAAUCUCUGUACAAAGUUGCAGAAGACAGACUCCCUCAGAACUCCAUCAUCAACUGAGGAAGCCCAUCUACCCAAGGCCUCCGGUCAAUCAACUGCACAAACAGCCGAUGUCCAGGCUCGCCCUCGUCCUCUGCAGUGGAGAGCUAACCUUCAAGAGCUUAGAUUACCUGUGCGUGGUCCGCGUCAAAGCCAGCCCGCACUCAACCUCGACGCUUCAGCUGGCGGCCAGGCCUAUUUAUCGCCUAAUCCGACAGUAGUUUCGUUCACGUAA
Messenger RNA from Fusarium musae, 939 nucleotides. RefSeq lists its product as uncharacterized. NCBI's taxonomy places the organism in Eukaryota, Fungi, Ascomycota, Sordariomycetes, Hypocreales, Nectriaceae. The coding region runs from base 1 to 939 and encodes 312 amino acids. The record is from RefSeq and is a predicted model, not a curated record. The transcript is spliced from 3 exons.